AUGUCGAGCGUCAUGAGCUCUGCCUCGUAUCGUCGAGGCGAGUUGGCUGAUACCGAAGAUGAACACGAGCCAGAGCUUAGCGUAGUGACAGAAACUGCAGAAGAUGAUCUUGACACUGAUUUGAUGGAUUCACUUGUAUUGCAGGACGAAGCCCAUCCUACUCAUGCAACGUCCGUGCGCUGGACACCUUCGUACGCCAUAUCACAGCGUCCUGUCUCCCCCGGACCACCUGCAUCGAAGCCACGAAAAGGGCGUGUGUUUGAAUUACUGCUAGAUGGUGAGGAUUCUUCACGCACGUCAUCCCCUGUGCCUACACCAGCACCACAUGAUUGGGACGGUGAGAUUGUGGAGCCACCUCCGCCGCAGCCUCCAGUCACAGCUUUGGAUACACAGCCUGCUGUGCCGUCCCCUUUGUGCGUGUGCAUUCAGCCUAGUGAUGUCACAGAAGAAACGUCGCCUGACCGAGCUGGUGCGGAGAGUUCUUCUGAUCAGACGAUGAGCGACGCACAACAAUCUGACUUGGCUGCUACGAUCAUACCGCCCAAACGUCGCUCGUCUUUAUCAGCUCUCUCUCGAAAGCCACUCAAGUCUGCGCUGUGUGACGCGGGUGGGCCUGAUGUGCACCGUGGACGCUCACGCGAACGCAAAAAACGGUCCGUUCGAUUUUGCACUAAGCCACCGGAAGAGCGACGAACGCAUAGUCCUGUGGAAUACGACCGCAAGGCUUUGCCUGUCCACCAACGUCUGGAUAGGAAUGAUUUGUUGGAGCUUCGUGACUUGCACAUGCCCAUGGAUCUACUGUCUUCACGUUGGAGCUCUCUUCGUCUUCCUUGCCGCACCAAAGUGGAAAUGUCCGACGAUCACCCUUCGCUGCCAGCCUACCGUGCAUGGCAUAACAUUGCCAUGAAUCAUGUGACGCCAAACCCACAGCCUACCCCUGCAACAGGUCCUGCGCCUUUUUCGGGAUGGGAAACGCCCGUGUCUACGGAACCAGCGGCGCCCAUGGUGGUAGAGCCGGCGAAGUAUGGCAGUUCUCCUACGCCCGAUCCUCUGGCGGAUCUUGAAGCGGCACGGGAGCGGCAGCGCCAACUGCGUGGUCCUGGGCCGAUGUGGGCGGGUAGCUCUUCGACGGAGUCGUUGCCUUCGUCUAGCUCGACGCUUGCAUCGACCCUGGCGGAGCGAUUUGGCCUGAACAAGCCCCCGCCUCCGUUGCCUGGCGUAUCCGCAGCGUCCGGCCCGCCCUCGGCGAUUGAUGUCGUUGGUGAUCCGUUGCGACGUGCCAGCUCUGAUACCACAUUGCUACCUGCAACGAACCCUGUGCUGUCCUCUCGUUCCUCAGCUCCUUCCAUGGUUCGCAACUCUGGUGUUGCUCCACCCUCGCGUGAUCACGUUGGCAUGGACAGUCCUGUGGCGGACCUUGGCGAGAGUGGAACUGAGUAUGAUGUGAACCUUGCGAUGUAA
Molecule: messenger RNA, 1461 nt
Organism: Malassezia pachydermatis
Lineage: Eukaryota; Fungi; Basidiomycota; Malasseziomycetes; Malasseziales; Malasseziaceae
Exons: 1
Coding region: 1-1461 (486 amino acids)
Source: RefSeq, a predicted model, not a curated record